Cadophora gregata is the source of this 1038-nucleotide messenger RNA. RefSeq lists its product as uncharacterized. The transcript has 3 exons. Bases 1 to 1038 code for a protein of 345 amino acids. The record is from RefSeq and is a predicted model, not a curated record. Lineage: Eukaryota; Fungi; Ascomycota; Leotiomycetes; Helotiales; Ploettnerulaceae.
AUGGCAGACGUCGUUUCAGUAGUCCCCGCGAAUCUACCAACAGCCAUAUACGCCGGGGUACAAUACACCCCGAGUCCCCUCAAUGCGGUACUUGAGUCCCCCAAAUUCGACCCUGAGAAACACUUAGUACAUCACGAAAAUGUCAAGACGCUGUCGAUGGACGACAUUGGACUCUCAAUGACCAACGGAAUUUCUCCGGUGGCCGUUUCGGAGCCAUUUCCAUUAUUUACUUCGGAAGCAAUCGACAUCAUGAGAGCGGAGGUGUUUACAGACGAGGUGAUGAACAACUACAGCAUGACAUCGGAUCUCAUACCGAUGUCUGUCCGUGGAUAUGCGUCAAAAACCUUGGAACUCAUAUCGCAGAUUGCAGGUAUCGACCUGGUCGUUGCCAUUGACUACGAGAUCGCAAACAUCAACAUAUCACUCCCCUCGAGAGUCAAAGAGGAGAACAAUAGCGGUGCGACACCAGUGGAUGACGUUCCAGUCGUUGGGUGGCACAAGGACAGCUACCCGUUCGUGUGUGUACUCAUGAUGAGCGAUACGACUGGCAUGAUAGGAGGAGAGACAGCUUUGAGAACUGGAUCCGGAGAAAUUAAACUAGUCCGAGGACCUUGCAAGGGCUCCGCGGUUGUGCUGCAAGGCCGGUACAUCGAGCAUCAAGCUCUUCGAGCCUACGGAUCUCAAGAGAGGAUCACAUCCAUCACUAGUUUCAGACCCAAGGAUCCCCUCGUUCGAGACGAUACCCGCUUGACUACCAUCCGCCCGAUUUCAAAUCUUGUUGAUAUCUACACUCAGGUCGAGGACUACCAGCUCGAGAACCUCAAGGCUCGAAUCGACGCGGAGCUGGCGCAAAUGCGAACAGAUAAGAGCAGUGAGAGAUAUGACAGCAAACGUUUCAAGACCUUCGCCCGGGAGGCAGUCCAUAUUUUGCAGCAUUUAGACAACGAGAUUGUGGAUGAAGCAUUUGUCAAGAAAGGGAGUGUCGUCGAUACGAUUCAGGGAGAACUUACUGCUGGGAAUGGUAGGAACAAUUUGUAA